Eutrema salsugineum is the source of this 1281-nucleotide messenger RNA. RefSeq lists its product as uncharacterized. Bases 1 to 1281 code for a protein of 426 amino acids. The transcript has a single exon. NCBI's taxonomy places the organism in Eukaryota, Viridiplantae, Streptophyta, Magnoliopsida, Brassicales, Brassicaceae. The record is from RefSeq and is a predicted model, not a curated record.
AUGAUCGGAAUGAUCAUGGGUGGUCUCCUGUCCUGCAAUGAUUCGGUUCUCUCGAUCAAAGUCCACGAGCGGAAGUCCACCCCGACAGAGAUGUGGGUGGCAAAUAUCAGAGCAACCAAUGCUCAGGACACAAGCGGCAUGGGAAUAACGUUCUCCGAGGAGGACGCCGAGGACGUCGACCAACCCCACAACAACCCCCUCGUCUUCCAAAUUCGUGUAGCUGACUGCGACAUGACUCGGAUACUCGUUGACACGGGCAGCUCGGUAGAUCUCAUCUUCAAGGAAGCCCUCGAAAAGAUGAACCUACACGACAUCGAGAUGAAGCCAUCCCUCAUUCCCCUGACCGUCUUCGCAGGAGAUACUAUCACAUCAAUAGGGACAAUCAAGCUGCCAGUCUACGUAGGUCGGGUAACAAAAAUAGUCAAAUUCACCGUCGUCGACCGGCCAGCCAUAUACAACAUCAUCCUCGGAACUCCUUGGCUGCAUUUGAUGAAGGCGGUCACCUCGACCUACCAACAGUGCCUCAAGUUCCCCAACCAGUCCGGUACAUUCAAAGUCCGGAGCAACCAAAGGAUCUCGCGUUCGUGCUUCAUUAUCGAGCACAAGCUCCGCAACGCCCCCCGCACUCUGCUCUGCGCCACGAUAAGUCGCAAGGGAGUUCCUGCCUGCGACAUCGUCGGACCCGAGCUUCCAGGCAAUUCAAGCCGAGCAGAUCAACCUCUCCGAGACCUCAUCGUCCAAGUAAACAUCAACCCCAAUCACAGCGACCGUUGCGUCGGCAUCGGGGCCGACCUGAAAGAAAGCAUCAAGACCGAGUUCAUCGAGUUUCUCAAGCAGAAUAUCUCAAGCUUCGCCUGGUCAACCAGCGACAUACCCGACAUCAACUCGGCCAUAUGCAGCCACGAGCUUAACGUCGACCCAACCUUCCGGCCCAUCAAGCAGAAGAGGCAAAAGUUAGGCGCCGAGCGCGCCCAAACCGUGAAUGACGAGGUGGAAAGGUUAACAGCAGCCGAUCAAAUCACCGAGGUGAGGUAUCCGGAUUGGCUAGCAAACCCGGUCGUGGUCAAAAAGAAAAAUGGCAAGUGGAGAGUUUGCGUGGACUUCACCAACCUCAACAAGGCCUGCCCAAAGGACUGCUUCCCCCUUCCAAGAAUCGACCAGGUCGUCGAAGCAACAGUGGGAAACGAGCUACUCUCAUUCAUAGACGCCUUCUCGGGCUACAACCAAAUCUUCAUGCACCCUGACGAUAAGGAGAAGACAGCGUUCAUCACGGACCGCUGA